This is a messenger RNA of Diospyros lotus (date-plum), 1851 nucleotides long. Its product is annotated as aluminum-activated malate transporter 10. Gene Ontology annotation, biological process: malate transport. The record is from RefSeq and is a predicted model, not a curated record. The coding region runs from base 146 to 1618 and encodes 490 amino acids. The transcript has 6 exons. Gene Ontology annotation, cellular component: plant-type vacuole membrane. Lineage: Eukaryota; Viridiplantae; Streptophyta; Magnoliopsida; Ericales; Ebenaceae.
CUGCACCAUCACCAUGGACGCCUAGCCAAAAGAGAGAAAAACAAGCACUGCCGGCCGCGCCCACAACUUGGCAGCAACAAAUUCUCUCCCAUUCAGUCACUUCCAACUACUUUCUUAGUCUUCAGCACUUCCAUUCUUGUCGGAGAUGGCUGCUGGCAAGGAGCUAUCAGGUGCAGUCGAGUGGAGGGAGACAAAACUUGAUGGAACAUCGGCGAAGAUAGUGCCUGAAUCUGGGCUGCUCGAGAGAGUCUGCAAGAGUUUGCAGGGCCGGGUAUCAAAAAUUUCUAGAUUUUUGGAGAAGGCUUGGAGUAUAGGCGUCUCUGAUCCGAAGAAGGUUAUCCAUUGCGUGAAAGUAGGGCUGGCUCUUUCUCUGGUGUCACUGUUCUAUUACAUGAGGCCGUUGUAUGAGGGCGUUGGCGGGAAUGCUAUGUGGGCAGUUAUGACCGUCGUGGUAGUUUUUGAAUACACAGUAGGUGCAACACUCUGCAAAUGCAUUAAUAGAGCGACUGGAACUUUACUCGCCGGAUCACUGGGCAUCGGCGUUCAUUGGGUUGCAACCCAAUCUGGGGAAAGAUUUGAGCCAAUAAUCAUCGGUCUCUCAGUUUUUCUUCUUGCCUCGGCAACUACCUUCUCGCGGUUCAUUCCCUCGAUCAAAGCCAGGUUCGAUUAUGGCGCCUUGAUCUUCAUCCUCACCUUCAGCUUGGUAUCGGUUUCAGGCUUCCGUGUGGAUCAUAAACUGUUCGAUAUGGCACACCAGAGGCUAUCGACUGUUCUCAUAGGAACCUCGAUCUGCCUUCUUAUAAGUAUGUUUUUCUGUCCAGUCUGGGCUGGCAUUGAACUCCACCUCCUCAUCCAUCGCAACAUGGAAAAACUUGCAGAUUCUUUGGACGGAUGUCUAGCCGAGUUCUUCAAGGAAAACAAUGGAAACGACAACACAGUUGAUGAACAAUCCAAUAAAAAGAUGCAGGGUUACAAGUGUACACUUAAUUCAAAGACAGCAGAGGAAUCCAUGGCCAAUUUUGCAAGAUGGGAGCCUUCACAUGGCGCCUUCAACUUUGGGCAUCCAUGGAAACAGUACCUCAAGAUCGGCGCUGCAAUGCGUGGCUGCGCUUGCUGCAUUGAGUCUCUAAGCAGUUGCAUCGACCCGGAGGUUCAGGUACCUGGGUCUGUGAAAAACAACUUCAGGGAGGUUUGCAUUAGAGUGAGUUCUCAUAGUUCCAAAGUCCUGAAAGAAUUGGUAGUGACAAUGAAAACCAUGACAAAGUCAUCCACUACAGACUUAACAGUUGGAGAAAUGAACUUUGCAGUUCAGGAGCUUCAAAAUGCUUUGAAGUCUCUACCCAUCCAGCUACUUUUUCCUACCAUAUCUGCAAAUAAUGCAACAGCAGAAACAACCACAGAACAAUUUGCCGUACCUCUUAUAAAGAUCCUUCCCCUGGCCACAGCAAUGUCUUUGCUGAUUGAAAUUGCAGCAAGAAUUGAAGGAAUUGUCGAUCAAGUUGAUGAGCUAGCAGAUUUAGCUGAAUUUAAGCCUGCAGCAGAUAACAAAUCCAAACAAGGCCAGUCUGCCAUAGAGAACAUAGACGAUGAAACCAUGAAGAUCCUUCAAAAGGUCUGAGUUUAUCAUGAAGAUGAGUUUAUUUUCCAUGAAACACUUGAAACUUUUCGGCUUGUUUCAUGAGAACUGUGAACCGUACACCGUACAAUACCACGGUCUAGUACUGGUAAAUAUGAUGAUAUCACCAGGACAUGUUGAUCAAAUGGAAAGCAGAUUACUACUUAGAACUCUCGGGACUUUUUUCGUGUAAAAAGGUUGCAUGACAACAAUGUCCACCAACUUACUUUGUGGUU